GAACGCUUCUUCACCACCUGCAGCCACCUCGGUAGCUCGCUAGACAACGAAGUCGGAACAUUCAAGUUCUUUAGACAAUUUCCUGGUUUGUUUGCCACUAUGAUUUAAACAUACUUAUGCGGAAACAACUAGCUAUCCCAUUGAAUUCAAUAUUUACGUUGUAAGUCAACUUGCUGGCUGGUUAAGUUAGCACUAGUCUAGUCGCUAAUGCUAACUAGCUAACAUCUCCGACCAUGAGUUCACUAAGCUACUCUCCUGCUGAAGAAGAGGAGGUCUGUUGGACGGAGAAAGAAGCUAUCGUCAAAGAGGAGGAGGAAGAGGAGGCUGUUACAAUACAAAAACAAGUAGAGGGUGAGGCUGUUACAAUGAAAGAAGAAGCGAAAGACGCCUUCAGAGUGAAAGAGGAGGAAGAUGUUACUGUGAAAGAAGAGGAUGAAUAUUCGGUUUUUGGAGUGGAGGAUGAAGUGAAAGAAGAUGAAGAGGUUUUUGGAAUAAAGGAUGAAGAGGGGGAGAUUACUGUCACAUUAGAGGAGGACGAAGAAGAGAGAACUGGAGAACUGAUUAACACCAGUAAAUACAAAGAGAGAUGUGACUAUCGUGGAUCCUCUGGGGGGCCUCAACAUCCUCAGGAUGCUGACAGGGCAGAGAAGAGUCUCUCCAGAUCAGAAUACCUCAAGAAACACCUGCGGAGAUCCACAAGGAAGAAAUCUAAUUGCUGCUCUGACUGUCGGAGAGGUUGCAAAUCUUCAUCAGAACUUAAAAUACACCAGAGAACACACACCGGAGAGAAGCCUUAUAGCUGUAAUCAAUGUGGGAAGAGUUACUUAAGAUCAGAUUCACUAAAAGUACACAUGAGAAGUCACACUGGAGAGAAACCUUAUAGCUGUACUCAAUGUGGGAAGAGUUUUAGUCAGUCAAGCAACCUGUUAUCACACCAGAGAAAACACACAGGAGAGAAAUAUUAUAGCUGUAAUCAAUGUGGGAAGAGUUUUACUACAUCAAGCCAUCUGAUUCGACACCAGAGAACACACACAGGAGAGAAGCCUUAUAGUUGUAAUCAAUGUGGGAAGAGUUUUACUCAGUCAAGCACCCUGGUAUCACACCAGAGAAUACACACAGGAGAGAAGCCUCAUAGUUGUAAUCAAUGUGGGAAGAGUUUUACUCAGUUAAGCACCCUGAUAUCACACCAGAGAACACACACAGGAGAGAAACCUUAUAGUUGUGAUCAAUGUGGGAAGAUUUUUACUACAUCUAGUGAUCUGACGGUACACCAGAGAACACACACAGGAGAGAAACCUUAUAGCUGUGAUCAAUGUGACAAGAGAUACUCUGAUAAAAGAUCUCUGAUCAAACAUCAGAAAAUACAUUCAUGAAGGAGUUGUUUCAUGAUAUCAAUGAAAUAAUGUCACAAUGUAGAAUGUUUUAACAUUGUAGUAGGAGUAUUUUAAUGAUGUCACAAUGUAGAACCCUAAAUGUUUGCCCCCUCAAUUGGUUUCGGCAUUCAUCUUUCCCUUGAUCUUGACGAGUCUGCCAGUCCCUGCCACUGAAAAACAUCCCCACAGCAUGAUGCUGCCACCACCGUGCUUCACCGUAGGGAUGGUGCCUGGUUUCCUCCAGACGUGACACUUGGCAUUCAGGCCAAAGAGUUACAUUUUGGUUUCAUCAGGCCAGAGAAUGUUAUUUCUCAAGGUCAGUCCUUUACGUGCCUUUUGGCAAACACCAAGCAGGCUGUCAUGUGCCUUUUACUGAGGAGUGGCUUCCCCAUGGCCACUCGAUCAUAAAGGCCUGAUUG
This is a messenger RNA of Oncorhynchus tshawytscha (Chinook salmon), 1792 nucleotides long. RefSeq names its product zinc finger protein 239-like. The coding region runs from base 234 to 1373 and encodes 379 amino acids. The transcript is spliced from 2 exons. Gene Ontology annotation, biological process: regulation of transcription by RNA polymerase II. NCBI's taxonomy places the organism in Eukaryota, Metazoa, Chordata, Actinopteri, Salmoniformes, Salmonidae. The record is from RefSeq and is a predicted model, not a curated record. Gene Ontology annotation, molecular function: RNA polymerase II cis-regulatory region sequence-specific DNA binding; DNA-binding transcription factor activity, RNA polymerase II-specific.